UGUCACUUUAAAUAAACCUGCCAAGUCCACCAUCAAUCUGAAGAUGCCGAAGAAAUUCGUGGGCGAAAACUCAAAAGCCUGCGCAGCCAAAGCGAGGAAGCUGAAGAGCGGCGCCCUGGAGAAGAAAAGCUGCGACCAGCAAUGGGCUGAUCGGUGCAAGAAGAUCGAGAAGAAACUGAUGCGAAAGGAGGAGAAACUGGAAAAGCGCCAGCAAUACCUGAACAGGAAGAAUGAGCUAAAGGAACUGUUGAAAAAGGAGACUGAAGUCGCAACAAAGCCACGGGCUUCGCAAAAACUCACUCGGCUGAAAAUCGAGCAAAAACUCCUGGAAAGCCGACCCAAGUGUAAGCCACUGGCCACAGAAUCAGUGGCGGAAAACCUCAAUCGGCUCAGUUUGGGCGAAGAAAUCGCCAGAACCAUCGACGCCGCCCUCGCCCUUCUGGACAACGAGCUCCUUCUGGAUAAACAGCCGGAAAAACGGCGCAAAGCUGAGUACAGAAGUUUCCAGGAAAAGCGACUUAAGGAACUGAAGAGCAUCCAUCCAACGCUAAAGUUGUCGCAGCUAAAAGAAUUGGCGUUUAAAGAGUGGCAAAAAAUCAUCCAGCGCGUGAAGUGAACGAACUAUUUUGAUUAUUACUGUUUAAAUACCAAAAAAAACCAACUGUCUUUGAAAUAAAUGCCUAAUUAUCGCCCGGA
Dendroctonus ponderosae (mountain pine beetle) is the source of this 696-nucleotide messenger RNA. RefSeq names its product coiled-coil domain-containing protein 124-B. The transcript has a single exon. Gene Ontology annotation, biological process: transcription by RNA polymerase II. The coding region runs from base 44 to 616 and encodes 190 amino acids. Gene Ontology annotation, cellular component: nucleus. The record is from RefSeq and is a predicted model, not a curated record. Gene Ontology annotation, molecular function: transcription coactivator activity. NCBI's taxonomy places the organism in Eukaryota, Metazoa, Arthropoda, Insecta, Coleoptera, Curculionidae.